AUGCCCAACACCAUUCCUCUAGGACACCAAACCCUCCACAUCCCAGUUGUGCAUACAUUACACAAGCAAAGGCAGAUGCUGUCACCUCAGCAGACCAUCCACUGCUACUUCUGGGGUUGGGUGAUCAUCAUCAGUCUCCUGCUGCUCACUCAUUCAGCCCUGAUUGUCUUGUGGGCUAGUGGAACUUUGAAGCACUUCAGGUUCCCUGUGGAUCAAGUAAACUCAGUGCAGAAAAUCAUUGCCAUUUCCACCCAGGUUUGGAAUUUUAUUGUUUCAGCUGCAUUAACACUUGUCAUACAAGGAAUAAUGUUUGAUAUAAUCAUUCGUCGUGAGCAAACACUUGCAUCACUACACAACUCUCUUGGAGCUUGGCAAAGCUUCUUUGGAUCUAUUUCUGCAUUGUGGCAUGCUCGACAUCUGGAUAAUGUGCUCUGCAUCCGGCUUUUACUUGCAGCAUUAUUCUAUGCUUCAGCUUCAUUCCUCCAAGUCACAACAAACUCUGCAAUAUCUGUUGCAGUCACAGCUGCUGGAGAUCCUAUAACUUUGAAUGUAUCACAAGCAAUUGGAAAUCUCAGCCAUGUAAUUAUGGCCACAGAUAUGGCUGCUGUGUCAGUGACAGUGGAGUUACUAUGGAGAGAGAAAGAUGACCAAAUUGGUUUCCCCCGUGGCAUCAAUGGAUCAGUCUUCUUCUCCAUCCUGGAGGAUACCACUUCUGAUGUUGUGUACCAAGAUCAGUUUGCCCAACAAUUGAAUGUUAAAUGUGCAUCUCUCCCAAAUGCACACAUGUCUAUUUCCCUGGACUUCUCAAGUUUCAGUGCCACCUACAUGCAAGAUUCAAAAAAGAUCCUAUCAUCAGGAAAUAGGGAGCUCUUUGAUGGCCAUGAUUUCCAGUUUGGUGGGGAGCGCAAUGAAACAGAACCACCUAUCCUAAGAUUUGAUGACCAAUUGCUGUUUGCAGAUGACACUUUCGUUGACUAUCCCAGCCCAAUUGCUCUUUAUGGUGUUACCACUUUCCUCUAUUUGAGCAUCAAUCCACAUGCUCUCACCAUAAUUGUUGAUGAUCAUGGCAAUGCCACACAACGAAUCCUUCCACCCAUUAGAAAGAGGCUCAAUACAUUGGUGUGGACUCCAUCCAAAGGUGAAUCAGAACGAAAGAGCAGGGCCUUCCUUGAGCCAAUUGAUGUUACAUUCUAUGGGUGGCCCUUUUCUUGUACCCUCUACAGGGACCAUACCGAAGCCAAUGUCACAGGAAAUAAUACCCUAUUGUGGUAUCGUGAUGUUACUCAUCGAAUCUCUGCUAGUUCACUCCCUUAUGCCCGGCCAAUACCAACUGAUCCUUUGGAAGCUGGAUGGGUCUCUCUCAUAGCAAGCCUCUAUCAAACUACACAGUCAAGGAAUAAUCCAUCAGCUAGUGACUGGUUCACUGACACAUUACUCAAAAGCAUCAAUACUGCAAAUCCCAACAAGGAUUUCAGCCAAUUUGAGGAAACCCUUAGCCAGCUGGCAGCACUAAUGUACUUGGUUUCUGCACAAUACAAUCACCUUGACCUUUAUUAUACAGAUACAGAGGGUAAAAUACAGUCACCAUGGAGCCCAACAUAUGCCAAAAUCAGUGGUACUCAAAGAUCCAUUUUUGCCCAUCUAGAGUUCAAUGCCAUCCAAAUCCUUCUUGGAAUGAUUGCAGUGAUUGCUAUAGCCUCCUCAUCAGCACUUUCUAUGGGUUGCACUUUUCCCACUGCAGGUCAGGCCAUUCAUAAUGGAGGACUCAUUGAUUUAUCAUCACUUUUACAUCAAUCUUCUCUUCCUGAAUGGAUUUCUCAACAUUCAAGUACAUCUGAUGGUGUGAGAAAGAAAGCAGAAAAGACAAGAGUCAGGCUCAAAGGACUAACCCUGGAUGUGUCUAAGCCCUCCAGCUACCUUGGAGGUGAGCAAGGGCCCACUGAUGGCCUUUCACAACAAGAGAUCUGCCACCAAGGCCUGGUUUUGACUGCAUCUGGGGACUGGGAUGAGCCUUUUGGCACAAGCAUAACAAUGAAAACUCCAGAUCAGAUGUCCAGUUCUGCCACCCUACUCCGUGUUGCUGCAUGCACAGCAUUACUCUUCCUCAUCAGCUAUCAUGUCUUCACAUUUACAAUCUGGGCUUCAGGGACCCUCCAAAGUACCAACUAUUCAAUUGAUCAGUUGGCACUGAUAUCCCAACUUCAGGCUGGAACCACACGAGCAGUGGCCAUGGUUGUCCUUGGUACACUGACAGUUGCAAGUGCAUCACUUGCAAGUGAUCAUUUACUCCACCAAUCCAAUACCUUUGUUGGGCUGAAUGAUGGAUUGUGGGCCUGGAGGGGCCUAGGGGCCUCUGUGAUGAGCCUCUGGCACAGUAAAAGUUCUGGAAGUAAUCAAAUACUCCAAGUUAUGCUGGUCAUGGUCUUGUAUGCAUCUGUGGCUACUCUCCAUCUUGUUAGCACAUCAACUCUCACUUUUGAUGCAGUCUUUGAGGCUGAACCAGUGUCUCCAAUAAACAUGAUUCGUAUCCCAGGAGAUCUCAUUAAUAUUGGUUUUGUGGACAACCGGGAGGGGUUUCCUUAUGUGCCAUGGCAGCCUGACUAUAGAAUAGAGCUGGCUGUAACCUCCUCAAGCUUACCAUACUUCUGGACCUAUCUGGGUAGUGGUUCAAUUAAAAUGCCAGGUAGUCUAAAUGGAAGCAUUAUACACAGCAUUCCUGUGGCAAAAGUUGAUCCAGCCAUAGUGCUAACUGACCUUCAUGCUACUCAACUGGUGGUGCAGUGUGGUGUGACAGCUCAGCAGCCUAGUGACAAAUGGAAGGUCACUUACACCCCUCUCUCGGAACCUUAUGAAGGGGAGUUGAGCAUUGAAACUACUUUGUCAUAUUUCCCAUAUGAGAGUUCCACAGUCAAUAUGACCUAUAGCAGAGGGAUCCCAGCUCAGGAUAUUGGAUUGAGAGUUUUUGAUUGGAAACCAUCAAGCAGGGCACCUGCUUAUGCUCACUUCAAUGACUUUGUCAUGAUGGGUCAACAUGGUGCUUCUGGACUCAAUUCUGGAACAAUCGCUUUCAUGUAUGUUUCAGCACACAAUCAAUUACUGGGGAAGAAUUCAUCCAGACUUGUGUUCCCUUCCCACACCCACAUGGAGAAUUAUUCAGCAUUUAACUGGCCAUCCAAUGAUACCAUGAGUACACACAGAUUCAAAGGGAAUGUCACAUUGACACUCUAUCUUUACCAUUUUUCCAGUUCUCUUUACACCCUCCCUGUUGUAGCAAAGGUUGGAGGAAAUGGGCAGCUUUUAUCCACAAAUGAACCAAAGCAUCCCCCAACUCCUAUGACCCCAUUUCUUCGCACUCCCCCAAUGAGUGCAAUGGAAAGGAGUUUUAUGAACCUUACAGACUCAAUUAUUGACUUACAAGGCCCUGACAAUCGUGUAUUCAUUCCCCUGGCAACCCAAAUCCUCACCACAUUGGUUUCUGGAUCAGGAAUUGAAGCAGUCGAGGAUUUUCUUGGAUGCUCAACAGCCUUAGCAUAUUCAUUACUGGCACAAACCUUUCACACAUCAGCCUUGCUUGCUGGGAACACAUCUGUACUUCCAUAUUGGGAACCAAUAUACAACCUGGCUGAUGGUGUCCAGCAAGUGCUAAGUGCAAAGCUUCAUGUAAAUGGGCUUCAUCUGCUCAUAUCAAGCAUCUGUGUAACCUUGGUCAUAAUUUGUGUCACCUCCUCUGCCUUAUUUGUCCAUCGCCAUCAUGGGCCAAUGCAUGAUGGGGGGGUAAUUGAUAUAAUCACCUUGAUGCAAGGAUCCCAAAUCCCACAGUCAAUUGCUAGUCAGGCAUGGGUUGAUUCCCAUGGGACAGACUUGCGGCGAUGCAGAGCAGCAAAUUUACCAGUCUUACUACAUGAUGGAUGCCUGGAUGUGGGCAAUCUUAUUUCCAGCAAUCUCUCAUCCUCUGAAACCCCUCCCAUUGUGCACCAUGUAGAAUAA
Cantharellus anzutake is the source of this 3987-nucleotide messenger RNA. RefSeq lists its product as uncharacterized. Bases 1 to 3987 code for a protein of 1328 amino acids. The transcript has 14 exons. NCBI's taxonomy places the organism in Eukaryota, Fungi, Basidiomycota, Agaricomycetes, Cantharellales, Hydnaceae. The record is from RefSeq and is a predicted model, not a curated record.